AUGACGGGGCUUUCUCGAGCUCGAUUUCGGAGCCGGCGGUGGUUUCGGAGGAGGCGAAGGCCAUUUUUUGAUCCAGGAAGAAGAAGUUUCGGUUACGUCGGGGUUUUUGGACGGGGUUUUGGGUGUGUUGUUGGUGGAGCGGAGAGAAGAAGACAAGGGUUUGAAGAAUCGGAAAGCGGAAUGCGGAGGUUUGCGGCGGGGUAUGGAGAAUGUAGACAGCAGGUGCGGUGGCAGCUCGAAAGACGAUCCCGAACAAGCAGCAACCGAAUCACAGUUCGGCCCCUAGCCAAGGAACAGCUCCCGAAACUGCAAUUAAGCCUAUACAGAAACCGAACCCCCGCCCCCGAACCAAACCACGAGACGAAUUGCCGCCAACCGAGGGUACAGGCUGUUGAGCCUCCCCUAACCGGCACACCCCAAGCGCACCUAACACCACUAGACUGCGCAGGGGCGUCGGACUCCGACCAAGGGCUGCUCGCAGCCACAUACUCUACUCCUGCAGCACCAUCACAGGCCACCGGAGCCCCACCCCAUCCCUUGACCACCGCCGUCCCAACGCCACCGCGCCGGAGGAUUUCCCCAACACCCGAACUUCGGCAGAGACACUCCCUGCAAAAGACCGAGGGGAGGCUUCAAGGCCCCAACCACCGAGGACAAGCGACCACCUCCCCCAACCAGAGCCACCUAAAACAACAAGCCGCCGGACUCCACACGAGGGAGAAGGAACGUGAAUCUCACCCACCGACCGUCUUGAGCCAAUCCGCCGAAUCCACCACAUACAGCCAGAGACGAGGGAGACCGGCAUCAGGGACAAGGCAGGCAGUCGCGGCGACCGCCGGCCCGGCCUCGCCGACGCCGGAGGAGGUGAAAUCGAUCGAAAGAGAGGCGGCGAAGGUUAGAAAUAUAGAUGAGAAACUUACGGGGAACAUGAGAGUCUCUUGCACUUCUUUUGUGGUUUGUUGA
Molecule: messenger RNA, 963 nt
Organism: Striga asiatica
Lineage: Eukaryota; Viridiplantae; Streptophyta; Magnoliopsida; Lamiales; Orobanchaceae
Source: the annotation of a GenBank genome assembly